UCGAGUUAGAACUAAAUUUUAGAUUCGAACAAAAAUAAACUAUGGACGGAACAAAACGUAGAAAUGCUCUUCAAGCCCCUGUAUACAACUUCCAAAAGGUAGCGCGCGUUACAAACAAUGGGUACCUGAACUUCUUAAUUGAAUAUAAGAAGAUGUUCUGCGGGCUUUCCCCAAAGGACAUGGUACGUUUCGGAGCCAGACAGUGGAAUCAGUUGACCCUUAAAGAAAAAGAACUCUUCAAAAACAUGAAGGAUCCUGUGACCGUUACAAAAAGUGCUCCUCAGGAGUUUGAGAAUCAGUCCCUUGUGGAAAACCCCGGUAAAUCUGAGCGGGAGAAAUGCAGUUCCGUUCGCUCUCCCAGUGCCCGUGAGAGGGAGUCCAGAAUCAAGAAGAAAAGGAAGCCAUCCAAGUCCAUCAAGAAGAGACCCAGCCUUGUGCUGAAGACCCUCGACCCAAGUCGUCUGGGCUCCGCCGUAGCCUAUAUUCAUUUCAUGCGCAAGUUUCAGAGGAAGAACAACAAUUUGAAGGCGAAUGAUCUACUAAACAAGGGAACUCGUCUUUGGUGCCGUCUGCAUGGAAGCCAGCGCCAACAAUUUGAGAGGCCGCUUUGGGUUGUGAGGACUGGAUAGGAACACUAUUCAAUUUUAGCCGUAUUAAUAUGUGUAAAUUUGAAGAGAACAAUGUCUUGUAAAUCUUACACUUCACUAUUCAAUUACAUACAAGAUAUUUACAAAACACGAAGAUUAAACGGCAACAUAAACGGA
Messenger RNA from Drosophila subpulchrella, 764 nucleotides. Its product is annotated as protamine-like protein 99C. Gene Ontology annotation, biological process: sperm DNA condensation; spermatogenesis. Bases 42 to 629 code for a protein of 195 amino acids. The record is from RefSeq and is a predicted model, not a curated record. NCBI's taxonomy places the organism in Eukaryota, Metazoa, Arthropoda, Insecta, Diptera, Drosophilidae. The transcript is spliced from 3 exons.